AUGUACUCUUGCGCCAAUUAUCCUCGCGGCUGCCGUGGCCGCGUCAACAUCCAGGGAGGCAAAUGUCCCGACUGCGUGCAAUUGAAACUCCGUCGACCAACAUCCCUGUCACCUUUUGCUCAGCCUAGAGAUUAUCGGCGGGUAUUGCCCUCGGAGGUCUUAAAUGAUUCGCCGUACAAGGCGAUCGCUCUCGAUCUUUGA
Messenger RNA from Aspergillus tanneri, 201 nucleotides. RefSeq lists its product as uncharacterized. The record is from RefSeq and is a predicted model, not a curated record. NCBI's taxonomy places the organism in Eukaryota, Fungi, Ascomycota, Eurotiomycetes, Eurotiales, Aspergillaceae. Bases 1 to 201 code for a protein of 66 amino acids. The transcript has 2 exons.